Musca vetustissima is the source of this 780-nucleotide messenger RNA. Its product is annotated as inward rectifier potassium channel irk-1-like. The record is from RefSeq and is a predicted model, not a curated record. Bases 1 to 780 code for a protein of 259 amino acids. Gene Ontology annotation, molecular function: inward rectifier potassium channel activity. The transcript is spliced from 4 exons. Gene Ontology annotation, cellular component: plasma membrane. NCBI's taxonomy places the organism in Eukaryota, Metazoa, Arthropoda, Insecta, Diptera, Muscidae. Gene Ontology annotation, biological process: potassium ion import across plasma membrane; regulation of monoatomic ion transmembrane transport.
AUGUUCGAUGAGGUGACCGGUGAACGUUUGGGCGAAGGCAAGGAUCCCUGUAUUAUUGGCGUCUAUGAUUUCACCUCAACUUUUAUAUAUUCCAUGGAGACACAGACCACCAUUGGUUAUGGUGAAAAAUAUCCCAGUGAAGAGUGUCCGGAGACAAUGUUUCUAUUUAUAAUGCAAAUUGUUUGUUCCAUAGCCAUUGAGGGUGCAAUGGUUAGCAUCAUAUAUGCGAAGACAGCGAGACCGGCGAAACAAAUAACCAAAAUGAAAUUUAGCAAUAAAGCUGUGAUCUGUUAUCGUGAUGGUAAACUGUGUUUAUUGUUUCGGGUCUGUGAUCCACGAGAGCAGCAUAGUAUUGAAACGAAGAUACGAGUUUAUAUGAUCAUCGAUAGGCCCACCAAAGAAGGAGAACUCAUUAAAACCCACACGGAAUUAGAAUUGGAAAAUAAUGGACAACAAAUGAUUGUCUGGCCGGAUACAGUUUGUCAUGUUAUUGAUGAGAACUCACCGCUGCGACAUUUCAAAUGUGCCAAGGAUUUGGUAAAUGCCCAAUUUGAAUUAUAUAUUAGCAUUGUGGGUGUAUCACCGGCCACGGCACAAGUGACCGAAGCUCGUACCUCAUAUAUACCACGGGAAAUAUUUUGGGGUCAACGUUUUGUUAAUAUUAUCAAAUAUGAUGCCCAAAAUGAACGUUACGAAGUGGAUUAUAGUAAUUUCAAUACAACAAUAUCGGUUGAUAUGACGAAUAUUCACGAUGCCAUAAAGAGUGGCAAACAAGAAUAG